UCUUUUUCCUUUCUUUUAUGUUCUACAGAAUUUAUCACAAACUCCAGUCCUGAGGGAGCUGCUUAAAGAAGCUAAAAUGCCUGGCACAACAGUUAAGAUCGAGUCACCUGAGUUAUGCAUGGAACCUCAGCUGAUAAAACUAGAUCAGCCAGGUCCUUUGACAUUAGCCAUGUAUCAGUUCCUGACAGAAAUGCAAGAGACAAAAAGAGGGGUAGUCACUCCUAAGGAACUUUUUGCUCAGGUUUGUAAAAAAGCAAUACGAUUUAAAGGUUAUCAGCAGCAAGACAGUCAUGAAUUGCUCCGUUACUUACUUGAUGGAAUGAGAGCAGAAGAAAUCCAACAAAUAAGUGUUGGAAUACUGAAGGCGCUGACUGACUGUAACAAACAAAAUGAAGAAGAACUUAAAAAGAAAAUUAAAGAAUAUGAAAAGAAAAAGGGAAUACAAAGUUUUGUAGAUCGAAUCUUUGGUGGAGAAUUAACCAGUACGAUUAUGUGUGAGGAAUGCAGAACCGUGUCCUUGGUCCAUGAGUCUUUCCUUGAUUUGUCACUUCCCGUACUAGAUGAUCAGAAAGUAAAAAUUGCAAGUGAGAGAAAUGUUAAAAAAAACAAAGAAAAGGAAUCUGAAGAUGAAGACGAUAAAAACAAUGACUGUUAUCUUAAGCAGAGAGAUGAGCCUCCUGGUUCAAGUAAGCACCUUCAGAAAAAAGCAAAGAAACAGGCCAAAAAACAAGCCAAGAGCCAGCGCCGCCAGCAAAAACUUCAAGGAAAGGUGAUUCACUUGACAGAUAUCUGUGCAACUGAACAGUCAGAAAAAGAUGUCGAGUAUAACCAAGAAUCAGAGGCAGAAAUUAACUCUGAAACUUCUGAUAUGAAGCAAGAAGAGGAAAUGUCAAAGGAUUGCAAAGAUCACUGCUUAACUGAAAAAGACUUUAAUAUACCAGAAAAUCAUACAGAAGUUCAGAGCAUGCAUGAAGAUACAGGAAAGCCAGAACGAGAGUGUGUAGAAAAUGAGUCUCCUGUGGAUCUCCCUAUGGAAGGCUUAGAUUCUUCUAUGAAUUUUGUCAAUGGCCUUGACAGCCUGUCUUUGAAAGAUGAGGAUGAUGAAAAUGAAGAUGAGGAAGAGCUCACUACUGACUUAUCAAAACUACACUUGGGUGCCAAUGCUGAAUCUGAUCCGAGUACCUUAGAUGACCUUCAAACUCUUCCCAUCAAGACGUGUGAAGUAUCGACUGAAGAUCCAGAAACAGCAUUUUGUACUCUUGCAAACAGGGAAGAUCUGAACCCAGAAGAAGGUUCCAUCUAUCACUGUUUGUAUCAGUUUACCCGUAAUGAAAAGCUUACUGAGACCAAUAAACUACUCUGUGAUGUAUGUACACAAAGACACUAUGGACCAAAGAACACCACAAAAAGUGAAAAGAAGUACAUUUAUACUAACGCCAUAAAACAGAUGCUAAUCUCUCUUGCUCCUCCAAUUUUAACUCUUCACUUAAAGAGGUUUCAGCAGGCUGGAUUUAAUCUACGGAAGGUUAACAGGCAUAUCAAAUUUCCAGAAGUUAUAGACUUGGCUCCUUUCUGUACAGCUAGAUGUAAAAAUGUGGCUGAAGGGAAUACCAAACUGCUGUACUCUCUCUAUGGAGUUGUUGAACAUAGUGGAACAAUGAAGUCUGGGCACUACAUUGCUUACGCUAAAAUGAGAAGUAUGAACAACCAUCUCUCUGAUCUUGUCCUUCGAGGACAGUCUCCUCAAGCUUUAGAAACUGAACCAGUAAAAGGACAGUGGUUCCACAUCAGUGAUUCCCAUGUGCAAGCCGUGUCUGCAUCAAAAGUGCUAAGCUCGCAAGCCUAUCUCCUGUUCUAUGAGCGACUGCUGUAA
This is a messenger RNA of Mesitornis unicolor (brown roatelo), 1873 nucleotides long. It is a transcript of the gene USP16, whose product is annotated as ubiquitin specific peptidase 16. The record is from RefSeq and is a predicted model, not a curated record. Gene Ontology annotation, biological process: protein deubiquitination. NCBI's taxonomy places the organism in Eukaryota, Metazoa, Chordata, Aves, Mesitornithiformes, Mesitornithidae. Gene Ontology annotation, molecular function: cysteine-type endopeptidase activity; cysteine-type deubiquitinase activity. Gene Ontology annotation, cellular component: cytosol; nucleus. The annotation marks the transcript as partial. The transcript is spliced from 12 exons.